ACAGAGCUCCGCUCCCCGAUUGGCUCAUCACGAGUGUGGGGCGUUUCACUGGGACUGCCCGGUUGUGUCCGGGUAAGAUGGCGUUGGAAGAGCAGUGCUCGGCGCCACCUCAAUGGCGGUCUAUAUCUUUGACACACGUAGAGUUCCCGGAGGGUGAUCUGACGGGACGAGUGCUGGCCUACAUCAGCCUCCUGCCCAUAGCAAUCCUUGUGGGUUUUGUUACACUCAUAAUGUUUAAACGGGAGCUGCACACGAUUUCUUUCUUCGGUGGGCUCAUCCUGAAUGAAGGUGUGAACUGGGUGCUGAAGCACAUUUUCAGAGAGCCGCGCCCGUGUGCAGGAUCUCACACAACCCUGCAGACGGAGUACGGGAUGCCCUCCAGUCAUUCCCAGUUUAUGUGGUUCUUUGUUGUUUACUUCUUUCUUUUCCUUUAUUUAAGAAUGCAUCAAACGAACAAUGCUCGAUGUGUGGACCUGCUGUGGAGACACAUACUGUCCAUCAUCCUGUUGGGCUUUGCCUUAUCAGUCUCGUACAGCAGGGUCUACCUGCUGUAUCACAGCUGGAGCCAGGUUUUCUACGGCGGAGUGGCCGGCAAUACGAUUGGCAUAAUCUGGUUCUUUAUCACACAAGAGGUGCUGACACCGUUAUUCCCCAAAAUAGCAGCCUGGCCGAUAUCAGAGUACUUCCUGGUGCGAGACACAAGCCUGAUCCCCAACAUCUUGUGGUUUGAGUACACAGUGACCAGAUCAGAGGCGAGGAACAGACAACGAAAGCUUGGAACAAAACUUCAGUGAUCGACACGCUUCUUCUGUGACACUGAGUUUAGAACCACACACACACACACACACACACACACACACACACACACACACUCACUCAUGUACACACACACACAAACAGAAUGCUCACUCGACAAACACACUGGAGAACCAUCUUUUGGACUGACGUGGUUGCAAGGAGAAAAGGGCAAAAAACCGUUUACAGGUGGCGACAGAGUGCCUGGACCCCGGAGCCUCGGGCCUGAGCACGUCCGUCCACACGCCUCCUUCUUGUACAGCUUGCCCCAAACAUGCUCUUCAAUGCAUGCAAGACUGUGCAAGAGGCAUACUAUUUAAUGAUAGAUUAAUAUAUAUAUUUUAACUAUAAACGCACGCUGACAGUAACAGUGUACUGUAAGAGAUUCAAAGAAAAAAAAAAAGGAGGCAUAGUUUCAAACCAAUUGGUCGCGUCAUUGCAGCAUGUAUUUAGUGAUUCCUUUUUAAUAUUCCAAUGGAUAGCUGGUGGGGUACAGCGGGGGGGGGGGGGGGGUUAUGUGGAAUUAACCAUUUUUCAUUGUUAUAUAAUAGAAAAUGAACAAUUUGGUUAUGAUGUAACAUAAAUGAAAAUUUGCACUUUGUGAAAUUUACAAGUUAAAGAAACCCGACUAACACUUGUUAAAUGUUAAGGCCCCCCCCCCCCCCCCCCCCCUCUUUGCUUUGUGUCUGAUAUUAGACUCCAGAGCUGAUCUGCAAGCAGUGUCGAUUUAAUUUGUACUAUUGAGCAUCGACGUUUGUGCUUUCUAUUCAUGUCCACGCUGGAGGAUUACGAGACUCACAGGUUUCACUUGUUUUGGUCGUGGAACACUUUGGACUGAGGUGGUGUUUUUCUAAAUGCCUCACACACAGUAGCAGCCUGGGAACAGGAUUCUGGUCAUCAGUGUUUCUUUUAUUCACUUUCUUAUCUUGUUUUCUGCUUCAGCAGAGAACCGUUUCCUAUUUACCUGCAUUUCCAAGAUUACAUUCCAUAUCAUCUAGUGAGAAAACAAACAGACGGCGGAGGGGUGCGUUUUCUUUUUGUAUUCAUUUUGAAGCCUGAGGUCGGUCGUAGCAUGUGAUUCUGCUGACGUGUGGAUCUGAAGCUGAUUUAAACUCAUCAUUAGCUCCACAGAGGGAAGAAGUUCUCUUUAGAAUUCAAUUUCUUUUUUUUCCAUGUGUAACCUAUAUCGAGCUGAAUAAAAAUGUGUUUAUGUACAA
This is a messenger RNA of Cottoperca gobio, 2012 nucleotides long. RefSeq names its product dolichyldiphosphatase 1 (gene dolpp1). The record is from RefSeq and is a predicted model, not a curated record. The coding region runs from base 78 to 794 and encodes 238 amino acids. Gene Ontology annotation, molecular function: dolichyldiphosphatase activity. The transcript has 8 exons. NCBI's taxonomy places the organism in Eukaryota, Metazoa, Chordata, Actinopteri, Perciformes, Bovichtidae. Gene Ontology annotation, biological process: lipid biosynthetic process; protein N-linked glycosylation. Gene Ontology annotation, cellular component: endoplasmic reticulum membrane; intracellular membrane-bounded organelle.